This is a messenger RNA of Priapulus caudatus, 1612 nucleotides long. Its product is annotated as mediator of RNA polymerase II transcription subunit 16-like. Gene Ontology annotation, biological process: positive regulation of DNA-templated transcription. Lineage: Eukaryota; Metazoa; Priapulida; Priapulimorpha; Priapulimorphida; Priapulidae. The record is from RefSeq and is a predicted model, not a curated record. Gene Ontology annotation, molecular function: protein binding. Gene Ontology annotation, cellular component: mediator complex.
UUGUGAGGAAGAGGCGAAUGCUCUUGAGUGGGAUGUUGGUGGCAGCAGACUACUCGUUGCUGAUUCAGCGGGGAGAUGCCAGUUCUGGGGAAUGAAGGAUCAUAUAAUUAAUGAUUGGCACAUGAUUGGCUCUGUCGACCUUCACAACGAACAUGUGAUAGCACUCGAGUGGCUGCACAAAGGAUCAAAGCUGAUUUUGUCACACGAUAAGGACACGGUGAGGUAUUCGGACAAGUUCCAGAGAGUCCCUGUUCAUGACUUUCGCCCAUCCGUCGUACAUUUUGGGGGCCGCCCCAUGGAUGGCUGGAUCGCAGUCACUGCUACUGGCUUGGUGUGUGUUACGCUCAUAUCUCCAAACAAAGAAGUCAAGACACUUUAUGAAAGUUUGUCUGCUGUGAGAUCGAAAAUGAUUCUUGCAGAUGUCGCAUACUGUAAUAAUGGAGAUUUGAUGGUGGUGACUAGUGAUGGACUCAUAUCUUCAGCCGUACGUUGCUUCAAAGUCUCAAUCAAGGCUCAACAUGGGGGUGCCGAUUUCACUGUCACUUGUCAGCCAAUGGCAAGCUUCUUUAUGAAGACCUACACGACCAAUCACCAGUCCUGUCAAUAUGGGAAAAUUUCUCACCUGCGAUUUGCGUGGAAGGAGGGCACGAACGCACUGCUAACCUGCGCAGCCGGCAACAGUGGCAGCUGUGUGGAAUUCUGGGAGAUGAAGGAGCAGGCCAGCCCUGUUCACAAAGUGUUUCAAAGUGCAGGAGGUGGAUCGGGGGAAUACAAGUCGCUGAAAUGGAAGUAUGUCGACACGAUUCUGCACACGUCCGAGGUGUCGGCUGUGACGUCUUCACGUCUCUCACCUUCAGAUGGCGCUCUCAUCCCGCACUAUAGCGGCAUCGUCGCGUACAAGGACAGCAGCAUCAAGCUGCUCUACAGGAGCAGCGUGACGCAGGUUGCCGCGGUAACGAUGGAGAACAUAGUGCGGCUCGCGAGCGACUCCGGCCUCAGCCAGUCGACUAUGGCCGGAGAGCUGACCUGCAUGCGCCAGUCUACGACCGGUUACAUCAUGGUUGGCGUAGAUAUCUACAGUCAGAUGUUCGUCUAUAGACUGUCGACGAGUCGAGACACGUAUUUCCAAACCGGUACUUUGCUGGCCACAAAUCACAUUGUGAAUCUACUCGAGUACUGCAUGCUGAAUGGUUACGACUGGUUUGAUGUGCUGCUGUGUGUUAGACCAGGGUACAUCGACAGCGUGUGUGAUUGGCUGACUGAUAGUUUCAUGAAGCAGCCUGCCUCCAUACAGCAGGUCUACUAUAAUAAGUACCUGACGAUAAAGGCAUCUCUCUACAGAUGCUCUCCGGCCAGGAGAAAGGUCCCGUGGAGAAACUCACGAACUUGAUGAGAGCUAACAAGUCGGAGGCUGACCUGACCAGCAUGCUGUCGCUAGUGAAGGCAACGGAGACCAAGGCACGCGAAUACAUCGUCGAGCCGUCGGUGCUGCAGUGUCUCCAGCAACUACUCCAGUGGAUUACCGACUUCACUCUCUACCUGCUGGCGUUACUGCCCACCCAGUAUGUGCACAAAACAGAGCACCCAAGGUGUGGUCUGCUAAAUGAUGUCA